Molecule: messenger RNA, 663 nt
Organism: Aspergillus niger
Lineage: Eukaryota; Fungi; Ascomycota; Eurotiomycetes; Eurotiales; Aspergillaceae
Exons: 2
Coding region: 1-663 (220 amino acids)
Source: RefSeq, a predicted model, not a curated record
AUGUCAACGUUAGUGCCCACCAUCAUAGGGCUAAAUGAAGCUACGAAGGGCGCUCGAGAUCAGGAGGAAAGCCGCAGAGCCGAGUCACGAUCACGACGAUGUCAUCUGAUAGCCACUUGCGAGGAAACCACGGGUUCGCCGACUCAGAGACAGCAGGUCCACAAUGCUAAAGUGUAUCUGGACAAGGACUAUAAGAUCUACAUUGUCAAACAACCAAGUCCUAGCAUGGCCCCUUUCACUGGACAAUUCUACACGCACCCAGCUUUUGGACAAGAUAACUCGGCCGGCCUUAUCUCGAUGAGCCCGGAAGAACCGCCUCUCGCGCGGUGGGUGUAUCUGGACAAGGACACAAAGCAAUUAAGCUAUGGAAACAGAAAGGAUAGCGAGGAGAACGUGUGCGGUCCGUUCGAUUGGACGGAAGACGAAGAAUAUGUCACCUUGGAGGGGAAUGAGCGAUGGCUGGCAGUGCGAUUGCCAGACGAUGCGCGGAAGGAGCAAGAGGCUAAGGAUCUGGGACUGGAUGAUGAUAAGGCUGUGAAGGGUCUUUGGAGGCUUUACUUCGAUCGCGAUGACAAUAGUCUGGACCUUCCAGAGGGGACAGAGACGGUGAAGAUCCGUUUGAAGCGGGAUCCAGUGGAAGAAGAAGAUGAUGAUUCCUUCUGA